UCUUUAAAGCAUUAACUGAAGCUGGCUGGGCUCCUUCUGGGAGUGAAGGAAUCCCAGGCCAUGCUCCUGCAACCUGUCCAUUGACCUCACUGGGGAAAGACACGUGCAAGGACUGCGUGAUCCAGCCCAUAACAGGACUGGAGCUGCAGAUGAGGACAACGGAGUUCUUGAUAUUGAAGCUGGAUCCUCCCUGCUGUUGAGCAACUGCAACUCCCAGCACUGAGAAGCAAAGGAGCUCCAGGAUUGAGUCCACUGCUUCCCACAGACAAAGGCUUUUAUCAGAUGCACCUGUGUGAGCAUCGUUCUCCACUGGGCAUUGGGAUGGCAGCCAGGCCUGCCGGAAUCCCUGUGCCGUGCUUGAGAUAGUGACCGCGUCACUCGCCCCAUGUCCUGAGUGCCAAGGCCAAGCUUUUACCCUCUGCUCCCCUCUCUUCCUGGCACCCUGCUGAUCUGACCGCUCUGUUCUUCUUCUGUGACCUCUUCCCAGGCCCUGGUCUUAAGGGGAUGCCGGCGGGUUGUGUUUUUAAAAAAAAAAAAAAAAAAAAAAAUCAAAUCAAAGACCUGUUAAAAGCAGCCCAGGGCUGGCAUGAUUCAGUGCCAGCACCCAUGAAGAGAAGGCCAUGCAACAGGGAGACUCCCGCAUGUGGCUGGAGGGAAGUGCCCGGUGUGCUAAUGUUGCCUCAAGCAGGUUACUUAUUUUUGUUUUGUUCCCCUCGGUCUAUUUAAAAACUGCUCUUGAAUUGCCAACACCAUCAGUCAUCAAUGAUGCCAGUGAAAACGUGGCUUGUGAUUUAACUCUCUAAUCUGUAGACUGGGGGGGUUUCCGUUCCUCCCACUCUUGCUCACUCUUCACUUGUGGACUGGAAUUGAAAGGGCUUAAGGAAAUACUUCACAAUGUCCCUGGUUCCCUCUGUAGAGAGGUGACCUGCUUCCCCCUCGCAGGUGUCUAUGAUCGAGGCUACAAAUUCUCCGGCCCGAGGGUUGUGUUCUGCACUGCCUUUUAUUCUGAAUUUGGCCUGGGGGUGGCUGUACAACUAGGAGAAGGAGCAGUUCCUGGCCCCGGAGAGCUGAUCCUGAGAAGGGUCGACCACCUACGACUGCUCUUUGUUGGCACCUCUCAGAAUUGAGCCCUGAGUCAGACAAGGUAAUGGCUUAAAUGCAAGGCCACGUGGUGACCUGACAGCAGGUGCCUGAGGGCCGCAGUGUGGCCAUGCGAGGAAAGGGAGGCGGCGUGACACUACACCAUUCAGCCUGGAGCAGGGCACUGAAUGUCACCACUCUUCCUCCCCCCCCACCCUUGUGGACUCAGCCCCACUGCUCUGCGGGGGGUGUACGGGGACAACCCCGCUUCCCACUCGGGCUGCAUGUCUGACCAGAAAGUCUCCCUGGGCUGCUGUAGGCUUGUUCUAUCCCCAGACUGCUUAAACUCCUGCCAUCCAGCAACAGGCUACUGGCUCUAAACGCCACCGGCCCCAGAUGGAACAUGACCCUGCAGAAACUUCUGCUUACUGCCAGAGUAAGUAUCCCCGCUAUUUAUAGCACGGCCUGGCUUUCUCUUCUGAAUCAACAAGGGGAGGGGUUUUCUGCUCAUACCCAUAUUCGCAAGCGUGAGGGAGGUGGCAGGGGGCACUAAUCUGCCUGUCCCAGAGGCAAGAAGGCUGCCCUGGCUAAGCCCCGUCCCGCGGAGCCAAGAGAAUGUCUAGGGAGACCUUCGCGUUCACUUCCUCCACCCUGCGCGCCCUGCGCCUACAGAGAGAGCGGCUGGAGUGGGAGGAUCGUCGGAGGGCUCUCUCAAGGCAAUGCCUGACCAGGAGGUUCCCACCGGCCACCAGCAGCUCCCUGCUCCCCAAGCCCGCCCGGCGUCCCCAAUACUGCCGGGACCCUGCUGUCCACAACAUCCUGUACACUGGGGACUUGCAGACUAUCAAGAGCAUCUUCAAAGACGAGGCUGUCGCGAACGUGAUCGUGGAGAUGGUCAGCGAGGAGCUGAUGUGGGCGGCAGAGCUGGGGUUGUGGGUGCUGAGCCCUCAGAAGAAGCACACCUCCCCCUUGCGGAUCGCGGCGGCCAGAGGCUACCGGGACUGCGUGAAGCACCUGAUUCUGCAAGGGGCAGAGGUCGACGCCGUGGUGGGCGGGAAGGCCGCCCUCCAUGACAGCUGCAUCCACCAACAUGCUGACUGUGCCCAGCUGCUCCUGAGCUAUGGUGCCAAUGCCAACGUGCUGUCGGAGGAGGGGCUGGCCCCGCUGCAUCUCUGCACCUCCCCGGAGACCUUGCGGUGCGCCGAGCUGCUUCUGGAGCACGGGGCCCUGGUGAACCUGAGCACCAGGGACCGGCGGACGACCCCGCUGCACGUGGCCGCCGAGCACGGCCUGGAGGCCCACCUGCAGCUCUACCUGGGCUACGGGGCCGCCCUUGCCCACCGGAACCGGGAAGGGGAGACGGCCCUCAAUGCCGCCUGCGCCAGCUCCGACAGGCCUGCCGAGGCCGAGCGCUACUACCGGGUGGCCAAGCGGCUGCUGGAGUGCGGGGCCGACGCCAGGACGGCCGGCAGGAAGAACCACACCCCGCUCCACAACGCCUGCGGCAACUGCCAGCCCCGCCUGGUGGAGCUGCUGCUCCAGCACGGGGCUGCCGUGAACGUCCGCAACUGUGCCGGCUACGCGCCCAUGGACUGUGCCCUGCAGGCAGUGGAGGAGUGCCCAGACGGGCAGCCCGAGAGCAUCAUCGCCACCUUGCUGGCUCACGGGGCGGCGGCCAUCCACCCCAAGAUGCUGAAGUUCUGCUCCUUGGCCCCUCGUGCCCUGGAAGUCGUGCUGAACUCCUACGACCGGAUCCCGUCCUGCGAUUCCUGGGUGGAAGUGGUGCCUCCGGAGAUGUGGCAGGAACACAAGAUGUUUUACGACUCUGCUCUCCAGAUGACGAACCAGCCCCGGCAGCUGCAGCACCUGGCGCGCUGUGCCGUGCGAAAGCACCUGGGAGGACGGUGCCAUUCUGCCAUCCCCGAACUCAAACUGCCCCCGUCUCUGCGGGAUUAUCUGCAGCUCCCUCUUGAGGGCUACAUCCGAUGAAAGUAGAAGAUGCAUCCUUCGGGCGUGAUCUUUGGGGAAUAGCUUUGAAUUGCUGACGAGUGACUAGAGAGAGCCAGUGGGCUUCAACACAGGCUGAGAUCCCAAGGCAUCAGGGGCUGUGUUCUGUCAGUUGACUCAUGCCAAGUAGUAGCCCCGUGGGCUACUUCUAGAGUAAGUUGCUGAUCAGCAUGAGUGAGGUUGGCAGAAUCUAGCCUUUUCUGAAUAUACUUUUAUAACAGGGUUUGGCUUAUGCUAGCACCAGUUUCCACCCUGCUCUACUGCAUAUAAUAUGAGGACAAAGGACGGUCAAUGAAAUUCAAAAGCGGCAUACUUAAACCUGACACAGCAGAAUAUUCUUCCCCAUGCAGUACCUAGUUAGUCAGUGGAACUCACUGCCACAAGAGAUCAUUGAAGCCAAGAGCUGAGCAGGACUCAAAGAAAGGACUGGACAUUUCACUAGAGAACAAGGAAAUGCUGAGGUAGAAUAGCAAAGCCUUCUAAAAUACAAGAGUCUCUAUAUGUUUAAACCCUUUCUGCUUCAGGCCACGAGCCAAAUGCUGACGAAGGGGGUCAGAAAGAACGUCUCACUCUGAGGGGAACGGGGAAUGUUUCAUCCUUGUCCCCGGGGCAGGUCCUCCCACAGCAGCCUUCUGCUGGGUUUUCUGCACCUUCCUCUGAAGCAGCUGAUACUGCCCCCUGCUGGACACAGGACACUAGGCUGGAUGAUCACUGGUCUGAUUGAUGUCUUUGGGGUUUUUUUUGUUUUUUAAACCCUUCUUUCUAAAUACCAAGAACUGGGGUCAGAAACUCCAGUCUUGGGGAUGCCGGUACCCUCUGUAACCAGGGCAUCGUUUUGGAUCCACAAACGGGCCAGCAGCUGAAAAGCACAAAACAUGAACGCAGAUGGAAUCUGCUGCCAGGUUUUGCAAUGCCUGUGGCUAAGGCCUGAUGCCUGUUGUGUGUAUCCCUUCCAAACUGGAGCACUCAUUCAGGAGUGUGGUGUAAAGACCUAAAUGGACAGAGCCCUAGGGAGUACCAGCCCAGAAGCUCAUCUUGUCCUGUGUCCAAGAAUUGCCCGUUCCAGCUCAUUCCAGAAGAGAGGUCAAGGAUACCGCCAGUGACCAAUAAUGGAAUAACCUCCCCAUAGGGGAAGUUUCCUCCUGACCCCUCUGUUGGUUUAUUCCUUGAAGCAGGAAUGUUUUUAAAAAUACCCAGCUCUCCAUCUGUAAAUCUCAAAGCAGUUAAAGGCAGGUCUGUUUCAUUCCCCAGCUGUAAAGGGGGUAAACUGAGGCAUGGGGCAGUAGAAGUGACUUGCCCAAGGUCACCCAGCAGGCCCGUGGUAGAGCUGAGAAUCGAUCCCUGCUCUCCAGUCCACUGCUCUAGCCACUAGAACACAUUGUAGCCCUUCCAAGGGAUUUUAAAAACAACCUUCUAAUGUAAUUAUGGAUGUUAUUAUUAUCCAGUCUUUUAACUUGAAUCCUGAUUAUGUAUUUUAAUCUCAUGAGCUCAAAAACUGCCUGCAGUUUGCCCUUUAGGGGCAGCCUGCGUUAGUUUCCCCAUGUAAAAUAAAAAGCUAGAGCAAAUAUA
This is a messenger RNA of Caretta caretta (loggerhead turtle), 4656 nucleotides long. It is a transcript of the gene ASB16, whose product is annotated as ankyrin repeat and SOCS box containing 16. Gene Ontology annotation, molecular function: protein binding. NCBI's taxonomy places the organism in Eukaryota, Metazoa, Chordata, Testudines, Cheloniidae. The record is from RefSeq and is a predicted model, not a curated record. Gene Ontology annotation, biological process: positive regulation of protein catabolic process; intracellular signal transduction; protein ubiquitination.